Molecule: messenger RNA, 7310 nt
Organism: Anopheles maculipalpis
Lineage: Eukaryota; Metazoa; Arthropoda; Insecta; Diptera; Culicidae
Product: protein lava lamp-like
Exons: 7
Coding region: 38-7297 (2419 amino acids)
Source: RefSeq, a predicted model, not a curated record
UUCGAAACCAAACUCCACACCCGAGACCGCCACAACCAUGGCUGGCAACAGCAAUCAAGAUGAUCCCGAGCUAGCAAAUCUUCAAUCAAGCUUCGACGAGCAGCAGGCUAAAAUAAGUGCGCUGCGUGAAAUCAUCCGCCAAACGGAGGUAGUGAACGAUAUGAAGCAUGCGACGGCACAAGAGAAAGUGAAAAAUAUCGCCCAACGGUUAACACACUUCAAAACGAAGGUUACCAACUCCCGGCUAAAUCGUGCGAGCAGUAUCAGUUCCUCCUCCCAAUCGCUAGCCACCAUCGAUCAGGGUGUGCCGUUGAAGGGUACUACCGCCGAAGGGCGACCCGAUCCGCGCAGUCCCCUAUUUCCGCGCGGACGCUCCGAAUCGUCCGGGAUGGAAAAAUGUUCCCUGCUGCGGCAGCAGAUCGAACAGAACCGCCUGAAGAUGGCGGAGCGCGAAUCGAGCCAGCGGGAAAUUGAGGAGAAGGUUAUCGAAAUCAAGCACAAGCUUGAAGCGACCCAGCAAACGCUGGGAAGGUCCGGUGAGCUGGACCGUUCGAGUACCACCUGCCUGCCGGAGCUUGUGCCACCGUACGAGCUGGCGGACGGUUUGCGCCGUUCGGUAAGCCACUCGUUUCUGGAUUCUGGUCCGUCGCACGAGUCACGGUCGACACCGGUACAGGCGGUGCGUGACAGCGAGGAACAGUUUAAUGACGAGUUGACGCAAUUCGAGGACAGUGUGCGGCAGGCACGGACGAAGCGCAAGAGCGACGAAAUGCUAGAACGUAGGAUAACGACGCUGGAGGACGAUUUGCACGAAAAGGAGCGAAUUAUUGACGAACAGCUGCGUGCACUGUCGCUGCUGGUUAAGGGUUUGCUCGAGGAAGACAACAAAUCGGAUCUCGAGUUGGUAAAGGAAUUACACAACUUGCAGAUGAAAUUACUUCAGCAAAGCUACAGCAUUUCCAACGAUGAAGCAAUAUCGCGAUUAUUAGAAUCGUACGGGUACGAUCCUCUGGAAAAGGCCGUUGAGCGUAAAAAGACCCGUUCAGAUCCUACCCCAGAAGCACAGCUCGAAACGGACGACGCAAGGGCUGCACAGCUGCGCGAUGCAAUGGAAAAGAUUGUUUCGCUCGAGCAGGCGCUCGCCUCGCAGGACUUAGAAAUGGAGCGCCUGAACCAACAGAUGGCGGAUCUGCGCCAAUCGCUCGAGGAAAAAUCGAUCGAACUGAACGUCAUGACGGCAAACGUGUCGGUACUGCAGGAGAAGCUAAAAACGAGCGGACCCAAACCCCUAUUUCCUCGGUCUGCUGACGAGGAGCUUGAAUCGGAAACGAGCAAGCUCAAGCAGCAGCUGGACGAGUCAAACAAAAACAUGAUAAAAUGCAAGCUGAAGAUUAAGCAGCUGCAGAAGCAGGUUGACACACUCAAGCAGACCUCCAACGUGCACGAAGAGAUCGCAAAGCUGACGGAAGAAAAUACCGUCCUUGCACAACGGUUGGCUGAGGUAGAGGAACGCCAUACCGGCGAUGGUACAUCCGAUCGUACCAGUGCCACGAAGCAGGCCAUUCCAGAGCUGCAGAAGCGUAUCGAAAUGUUGGAACUGACGUGCCAACAUCAGGCCACCGCCAUGCAGCUGCUCGAAGAGCAGAAAAACGAUCUGAACGAAGAUCUAAACCGUACGCGGCACGAACUGCAAUCGCUUGCCGACCAUCCGGGCACGGUACCGAUCGUAGCGGAGGGCGACGGGGACGGUGAUAAUGGUCGAAUCGCCAGCCAGAUGCUAUCGAUCGAGCUGGAGGAAAAGCUGGAAAAGUGUCUCGCGGACAAGAGCGAACUAACGAUGGAGUUGCACAGCUGGGAAGCGGAAAAGGUGGAACUGCAGCAAAAGUUGAAUCGGUACGCGUCGGAAAACGCUGAACUGCUGGGACGGAUCGAUAAGCUUAGCCUGGAGAAGGUGAGCUCGGCUGAAUCGAUUGAAAUAUUGGAAAACUUAACGCAGCGCGAAAAGCAAGAGAUGGAAAACUCGGAAAAGCGUACCAAUGCGGAGGAAAGCGGUGGUAGUGGAGAAACAUUAGAGGAAACGGACGAAAAUGUGCCGAGUGCGCCGGGUAGCAAGGAAGACUUGAACGAAAGUUUGCUGAAGCUAAUGGAUGAAAGCAAGGAGCUUAUGGAUAAGGUGGAACUGUUUACGGACGAGCGGCGUGAAGUGUUUGAAAAGUUGGAUGCGAUCUCGAUGGAAAACCAGGCGUACCUGAGCGAGCUCGAUAAGCUAAAGGAGGCGAACGAGCAGCUGCGCACGUACAGUGGUGAGUUGGCAUCGGCCAAGUCCGAUCUGGAGGAUAGGUUGCGUAUUAUAAACGAGGAGAAGGAAAUCAUCCGUCUGGAGCUGGACACGGUCAGGGUACGCCGAACGGAAGGUGAGGAGUGUAGUACCGGUGCCGCAAGUCUGCCCAUCGCAGAUGAAGCAUUCGAUCAGGAAGCCUACCAACAGUCACUGCUGGCAGUGGAAACAGACAUUACCAACUACAACAAAAACAAGGACAAACAGAAAAAGAUGCAACUAGCAAAGAAACUUACACUGAGCGCGAAAAGUGUGGUGACGAUGAGCAGGCAGCUGCUGGAUGGGUACAGCCGGCAUCUGGAGGAGCGUUCGGACGAUAGGGAUCGCAGCGGGAUCAUCAGCACACUGGAAACAAAGCUCCAGGAAACGGUUAAAUGUCUUGAAAGUAAAGCGUCCCAGACGGCCCUCCUGCAGGAAGAGAUAGCGAUGCUAAAGCACGAGCUAGAGGUAGCGUGCGAGAAGAGUUCGGACGAUGAACCGGAAUUGCUAAAGGUCGAGCUGAACAGCAAGAACGAUGAGAUAUUGCUACUGAAGAAGGAUAUCGAUGCGCUAGUUGAUGCGAAAUCGUCCGAGUUGUUGCAGAUACAGCACCGACUACUCGAGGUGCAGCAGGAAAACCAUCAUCUCAAAACGUAUUCCGCCGAGCUGCAGUACCGUUUGGAACAGCAGACAGAAGCACACAAUCAGCAGUUGGAGCGUUUACAGGCGGAAGCGGCGAGCGAAAGUUUGGAAAGUGAGUUGCAGCACAAGCAGGAAACGAUCGAAACCCUAAAUGGACAGAUCAUUGACCUGUACCGAACGGUUGAAGAGCACCAGCUACAGGUGGAUGAGCUCCGGACGCAGAAAGAGCAGGUAGAGCACAAGAACGAGGAACUACUGGAAAAGUUGAAGAAGUUUGCGGCGAAUUUGAAAAAGAAAAACGUCCAGUUUGCUGAGCUAGAAAAGAGUAUGGAAGCGUUAAAGGAAUCGAGCCGGAAAGUUCAACAAGAUCUAGAAAAUCGGAUAAAAGAGUUCGAGUCGAAUCCUCCCACUGAUAAUGGGGGUGAAUUGCGGGAAGAAAACGAGCAAAUGGCUCAAAAGUUGUAUCAUCUCAACAACGAGCUACACCGGCUGCUAGAACAGAAGUAUCACAUGGAGUCGGAAGGUGAGAGCCAUCGGGAGGAGUUGCAAAAGUGUCACGAGCAACUCACCUCGUUAAGGGCAGAAUUGCAAUGCAAGGUUGACGCACUGCAGUCGCUAGAGCUGGAGCUGCAGACGUGCAGGGACGAAAUACAGACACUGCAAGCGGAUGUAGCUAGUAAAAAUGGCAAGAUUGAAAAAUGUAAAGCAAUUAUAAAGGAAAAGAUUAAGGAAGCGCAGCGCCUUCAGGAACGGGAACGGCGGGCCGCUUAUCUGGAGGACGAGCUGCGUAUGACCCAAAGCAAGCUGGAAGACUUCCACAACCAAACGUUGCUGUUGGGGCGUUUGAAGAGUGAAAAGGAAGAGCUUAAUGCGACUGUGCGGGCGGAACAUGAGCAGCGCAAGACGUUGGAGGAACAGCUGACGAUGCUGAAGGAUCGUGAUGUGAGUGUGAAGGAGCAGCUGAAGUAUGCCGAGCAGUGGAUACAGCGAUACUGUGAGAAGUGGCGCAAACGGCCGGACCAAAGCAUCUCCCUGAAGAGCCUGGAAGAUCUGUCGAUGGAUCUGCCGACUUCGGACGCGUUCAGCUGGCUGACGUUGCUAGCGGAGACGGACCAGUGUAUUACGCAACUGCUGGUACGACAGAUGGAAGUGGUCAGUACGCUGGAAAAUAGUUUACAGAAUGCGGAAAAGCACACCAAGUCCGCUGACAGUGAAGUAGAGCAUCUGCAAAAUCAACUGCAAUCAAUCACUACCGAGCUCAAUCAGUACUCCGAGUUUUGCAUGAAGAAGGACAGCCAAAUUGAGGAACUAAAAAAGAUACUAAACACAACCCAGAAGGAGCUCCAACAGGCAGCUGCGGAAAGUACACAGCGUUUGGAAUCUCAGAAAUCUGAGCUUACUGCUACCGUCGGAGAAAUCGAGCGUCUUAAGAUGGAGCUUGACGAGGUCCGUUCCAGUGUCGAUACUCUGCUACGGACGGUGCAAGAAAGGGAGCGUACGAUCGAGACGCUCAACCAGCAACUCUCGACCUUGCAAAAUCAACUACAGGAAGCGCUGACGAAUCAGGAGCAGCUUCAAGGAUCACAGCAGUCAGAACUGGCGGAUCUUCGUAGAUUGUUACAACAUGCAAACGAAGAACGUUCCACUAUAGAACAACGUCUAAACGAAGCAAACCAAGCCAAUGCAGAAUUGAGUGAAGAAAUUUCCUCCCUUCGGGACAACGCAGUAGCGCUGGAUCGCGAGCUAGCUGAAGAGAGACAGAAUAUUACCGCCCUAACUACAGCACAUCAAACGCUUCAUUCAACUAUAGCGAGCCUGCAAGAAUCUUUAUCUACAGUGCGCGAAGAUAAACAAAGUUUGGAAGAAAAGAUGGCCGAAUAUGAAAUGAUUCGUGUAGAGUUGGUGCAGGAAAAGCAACAAAAGGAACAGUUGAACGAGUUGCUGAAGCAGCGUGAUCAGGAAAUACAGCAACUGCGGGAGCUGCAAGACGAUGCCGGCCAACAUCAGUCGAUGGAGUUGAAUCAGCUGAAGCAACAACUGUACGAGGCGGAGCAGGUGCGCGCUGGCUGGGAAUCAACGCUGAAUCAGUACCGCACCCAGAACGAGGAGCAAACACACGAACUUGCGACCCUACGCGAGAAGCUAGCUUCACUCGAGCGGCAAACGCAGGAAGAUCAAACAAACAUCUCCAUCUUAACCUCACUCAACGGUGCUCUGAACGAUGAUUUAGACCUGCUGCAACAACAAACUGGUGAAACCGAACAACGCUACCAUUCACUGCUGGACGAGCUGAAUCAGAGCAAGAUGGCGCUGGAAGCGGCGGAACUUCAGCAACGAACCUUACAGCAGCAAACGGAACUGGCAGACGAACGAUACCGCACCCUGCAGGAUGAGUUCGAACAGCAGAAGUUGGCACUAGAGUCGGCAGAAAUGAGUCUAAUGCAGCAAGGCACCGAAAAGCAGCAACUCUCCGGGACGCUUCAAAGCAAGCAGCAAGAAUGCGAGAAACUUCACCAAGAGUGUGAACAGUUGCAGCGUUCGCUUGCUGAAGCAAAGUCUACCGCCACGGCGGUGGUAGUGGAGCAGCAGCCCGAUCCGAAACCCAAACCGGAAUACGAUCUCGGCAUGUGGGAUGAUGCGGAUGCUGGUUGGGGUACGGCCGAAACGGCACGGCUGGAGGAGUUGGUUCGCGAAAAGGACGGACAAAUCCAGCAGCUAGAAGCUGAGAAGGAGAUGAUGCAGCAAGAAAUUACCGACCUGAAGGUGAAGUCGGGCAAGCUGCUGCGCAAGGUGAAGGAGUGUAAGGUGAAGCUGGACGCAACGCAACGAACGGAACCAGAUGGUUCGGUGCAGGCCCAGGAAGCACUGGAGGCAAAGGUGCGUGAACUGCAGCGUGAGAAAGCGGCACAGGAGCAGAAGCUGGACACACUCGAGUCCGCGUGUGAGAAGCUAACGGAGGUGAAGGAAUUCCAGGACAGACAGAUUGAGCUGUUGCGCGAAUCGGCUAAUGCUUCCAAAGAGGUGGAUGAACUGCGUGCAAAGAUACAGCAGGUAACGGCGACUUUGCAGACACGCGAGUCCGAGAUUGAACACCUAAAGGCACGGUUAGAGCAGGUUAACGGGGAGGUGCAAUGUGUUGAGGUAUUGCGGGCAGAGUUGAGCGAAGUACAGCGCCACAAUGCGCAACUACAAUCAACUGCGAGUGCACGGGACCUGCCCAGCCAUGGUGAUUCUGCCCAUUCGCUGGAACUUCAGCUGGCCGAGCUGGAGCAUCAGAAUCGAUUGCUCGAGGAGGAAAAGUCCGAGAUGAAUCGAGAGCUGGAGAUGCUUAAUCAACAAAUUUUGCACGACCUUCAGUUCGAGGAUCGGUUAAACAAGGCACUACUUGAGCUGGAUGCGAAGGGUGUGGAGAUACAGAUGCUACGAUCGACGGUGGAUCAAUUGCAGCAAGGGCCUGCCCCGGAAGGGUCGGUCGUCGAAGUGUCUAAUGAAGCUCCUCCCGAUCUGCUCGCUCCACUAAAGACACGCAUCCAAGAGCUGGAACAGGAACGCACCGAACUGUUGGAAAAAUUGUCAGCAGGCUCUUCCGCGCAAUCGCAACCAAUCGCCCGUGUAGAUGAUGCCACCGUGCAGGAGGUACUCGAACGUCAAGAGCUAGAAAUUGUGACGCUCAAGGAACAGCUCGCACUGCGCAGUGCGGAGUACGCUCGGUUGGCGGCACGUGUCGAUCCGACGAAACUGUUCGCAUCGGGACUGAGCGGCAGUGAAACCAUUCCAAAGCCGGAACAACCACCGGCCGGUGAUCGUGUACCGCAGGCUGAACUGGAGCUUGCCCUCUACAUGAUCUACCAGCGCGAUAUGCGAUGUGAUGAACUGGAACUGGAACUGCGCAACUUACUGCAGGAGCGUGACACACUGCAGCUACGGCUGUCGAACGCGCUGCGAAUGCAUGAAGAGUUUAAGAUGCGUUUCGCUGGCACAAUCCCUGCAGAAAAUGAGUACGGCACCUCGGGCGAAUGUUCAAUCGAUGCAUCGCCUGACCGCUCGCUGACCGGUCUACCGGCAGACGAACGGCCCGUUUCGAGCCUUUCCAGCCCGCAGGAUCUUACCUCCAAACUGUCCGAGCUGCAAUCGAUCAGCUACUCGAAGGAGAAACGUUGGCAGGAAGAGCGCGAAGAGCGCAAUCGGCAGCUAACGCUGAUACAGCGCGAUCUUGCCAACAUGCCGGUGGAGGCCGCAGCGAAAAUAGCCGGCACGGACGUGACAGCCGACACAGAAGCAACCACACAGCAGAGCGCCUCAACAGUGCUGCUUAACUGGAUACUGGGAAAGAAGUAGUCGACACCGACCA